GGACGGUGAUCCAGAUCGAAUCACUGUCCUCCGAAUUGGCCGAAUCCAAAUUGAAUAUUUCCCUAUUCUCGCAGGUCUAAUAAUGACUGAAUUUUGUUCUGGGUUGUGUAGUGAGUGGUGUAGUACCUUGUCAUCGCCCUUGGGAGAGCGUGAGGCUUUCCACUCUGUAACUCAGUCUGUCUCCCCCACAGCUGCCAGAGAUGCACACUAACAGCUGUGACAAUAUCUCCCAGUUCUCUGUGGACAGCAUCACCAGCCAGGAGAGCAAGGAGCCUGUGUUCAUUGCUGCCGGAGAUAUCAGGCGGCGCCUCUCUGAGCAGCUUGCUCACACCCCCACAGCGUUCAAGAGAGACCCCGAGGACCCCUCUGCUGUGGCCCUGAAGGAGCCCUGGCAGGAGAAAGUCCGACGGAUCCGGGAAGGUUCCCCAUAUGGCCACCUGCCCAACUGGCGCCUCCUCUCCGUAAUUGUGAAAUGUGGGGACGACCUGCGGCAGGAGUUGCUGGCAUUCCAAGUCCUCAAGCAGCUGCAGUCCAUAUGGGAGCAGGAGCGUGUGCCCCUCUGGAUCAAGCCAUACAAAAUCCUCGUCAUCUCUGCAGACAGUGGCAUGAUUGAGCCAGUUGUCAACGCCGUGUCCAUCCACCAGGUCAAGAAGCAGUCCCAGCUCUCGCUGCUGGACUACUUCCUGCAGGAGCAUGGCAACUACACUACAGAGGCAUUCCUCACUGCUCAGAGGAACUUUGUGCAGAGCUGUGCCGGCUACUGCCUGGUCUGCUACCUGCUCCAGGUCAAAGACAGGCAUAACGGCAACAUACUGUUGGAUGCAGAUGGGCACAUCAUCCACAUCGAUUUUGGGUUCAUCCUCUCCAGCUCACCGAGGAACCUUGGCUUUGAGACAUCAGCCUUCAAGCUCACCACUGAGUUUGUUGAUGUAAUGGGAGGCCUGGACGGGGACAUGUUCAACUACUACAAGAUGCUGAUGCUGCAGGGUCUCAUCGCUGCCCGGAAGCACAUGGACAAGGUCGUGCAGAUUGUGGAGAUCAUGCAGCAAGGUUCCCAGCUCCCCUGCUUCCAUGGCUCCAGCACCAUCCGCAACCUGAAGGAGCGUUUUCACAUGAACAUGACAGAAGAGCAGCUGCAGAUGCUGGUGGAGCAGAUGGUGGACGGCAGCAUGCGCUCCAUCACCACCAAGCUCUACGAUGGCUUCCAGUACCUCACCAAUGGCAUCAUGUGACACCCACGCCCGCCCCUUCCUCGGACGGCUGUCACGGCGAGAGCGGGGGCCCGGAGCCUCAGCCGAGGGAGAAGGUCUUCUUCCCCCAGUGGCAGA
Messenger RNA from Alligator sinensis (Chinese alligator), 1328 nucleotides. RefSeq names its product phosphatidylinositol 4-kinase beta. Bases 201 to 1232 code for a protein of 343 amino acids. The record is from RefSeq and is a predicted model, not a curated record. Gene Ontology annotation, biological process: phosphatidylinositol phosphate biosynthetic process; phosphatidylinositol-mediated signaling. Gene Ontology annotation, cellular component: cytoplasm; membrane. Gene Ontology annotation, molecular function: 1-phosphatidylinositol 4-kinase activity. Lineage: Eukaryota; Metazoa; Chordata; Crocodylia; Alligatoridae. The transcript has 7 exons.